Messenger RNA from Knipowitschia caucasica, 732 nucleotides. The record is from the annotation of a GenBank genome assembly. Lineage: Eukaryota; Metazoa; Chordata; Actinopteri; Gobiiformes; Gobiidae.
AUGUUGGCGAUCGGAGGAUUUGCUAGAUGUGGGCCACAGUCUGAGCCUGGUACACCGCCUGUUUUCAGUGCCUCUGUGGAGGGAGGGAGUGAAGAAGUGUCCCUGGAGCUGUGGAACGAUUUGGAGAAACAGAGUUUAGAAAAGCAUAGGUCGGAAAAGCAGAGGUCGGAAAAGCAGAGGUUAGAGAAGCAGAGGUUAGAGAAGCAGAGGUUGGAGAAGCAUAGGUUAGAGAAGCAGAGGUUAGAGAAGCAGAGGUUGGAGAAGCAGAGGUUGGAGAAGCAGAGGUUGGAGAAGCAUAGGUUAGAGAAGCAGAGGCUAGAGAAGCAGAGGUUGGAGAAGCAGAGGUUAGAGAAGCAGAGGUUAGAGAAGCAGAGGUUGGAGAAGCAGAGGUUGGAGAAGCAUAUGUUAGAGAAGCAGAGGCUAGAGAAGCAGAGGUUAGAGAAGCAGAGGUUGGAGAAGCAGAGGUUGGAGAAGCAGAGGUUGGAGAAGCAGAGGUCGGAGAAGCAGAGGUUGGAGAAGCAGAGGUUGGAGAAGCAUAGGUUAGAGAAGCAGAGGCUAGAGAAGCAGAGGUUGGAGAAGCAGAGGUUAGAGAAGCAGAGGUUGGAGAAGCAGAGGUUGGAGAAGCAGAGGUUAGAGAAGCAGAGGUUAGAGAAGCAGAGGUUGGAGAAGCAGAGGUUGGAGAAGCAGAGGCUAGAGAAGCAGAGGUUGGAGAAGCAGAGGUUGGAGAAGUAG